Messenger RNA from Musa acuminata AAA Group (dessert banana), 2009 nucleotides. Its product is annotated as protein NRT1/ PTR FAMILY 5.1-like. The record is from RefSeq and is a predicted model, not a curated record. Gene Ontology annotation, molecular function: tripeptide transmembrane transporter activity; dipeptide transmembrane transporter activity. Gene Ontology annotation, cellular component: membrane. The transcript has 4 exons. Gene Ontology annotation, biological process: transmembrane transport; dipeptide transport. The coding region runs from base 101 to 1864 and encodes 587 amino acids. NCBI's taxonomy places the organism in Eukaryota, Viridiplantae, Streptophyta, Magnoliopsida, Zingiberales, Musaceae.
AAGCACAUCACCUCCUUUCUUUCCCACCAGUUCACCUCUCCCUCUCUCUCAGAUUGAUCAUUGAAAGUGAUUUAUACAGCUCAAGAACGUAAAAGUUGUAAUGGAUAGCCAAGAGUACACGAAGGAUGGAUCAGUUGAUCUCCAUGGCCGCCCUGUUCUCGCAUCUCAAACUGGGAGAUGGAGAGCUUGCGCCUUCCUAGUAGGGUACGAAGCAUUUGAAAGGAUGGCCUUCUACGGAGUGGCCUCAAACCUGGUGGUGUACUUGACGACACAGCUGCAUGAAGACACAGUCUCCUCAGUGAGGAACGUCAACAACUGGUCCGGCUCCGUCUGGCUCACGCCCAUCCUCGGAGCUUACAUCGCCGACGCCUACUUCGGCCGCUUCUGGACCUUCACGGUCUCCUCCCUCGUCUAUGUACUUGGCAUGGGGCUGUUGACCAUGGCAGUGUCCAUCAAGUCCUUGAGGCCGACCUGCAACAGUGAGACCUGCGGCUACGCGACGCUGUCGCAGGUCGCCUUCUUCUACGCCUCCCUGUACGUCAUGGCCGUCGGCGCCGGAGGAACCAAGCCCAACAUCUCCACCUUUGGCGCCGACCAAUUCGACGACUUCGACCGCCACGAGCGCAAGCUCAAGGCGUCCUUCUUCAACUGGUGGAUGUUCAGCUCCUUCUUCGGCGGGCUGAUCGCCACGCUUGGCCUCGUCUACGUCCAGGAGAACGUCAGCUGGGGCGUCGGCUAUGGUAUUCCCACCACCGGCCUCGUCGUGUCGCUGCUCAUCUUCUACGCGGGCGCGCCGAACUACCGUCACAAGGCUCGGAAGGCCGAGAGCCCGGCCAGGGAGAUUGUUAAGGUUUGGACUACGGCCUUCGCGAACCGGCGGUUUGAACUCCCCGACGACCCGGCUGAGCUCUUCGAGCUCGAGCCCCGGCAUUACCUGCUCACCGGGAAGCGGCGACUGCAUCACAGUUCUUCCUUCAGGUUCCUUGACAGGGCGGCCAUCAAGGAAGGGGCGGAUCCCUGCACGGUGACGCAAGUCCAGGAGGCGAAGCUGGUGGCGGGCAUGACUCUGAUCUGGUUCGCUACCCUCGUCCCCAGCAUUAUCGGAGCGCAGGCCAACACCCUCUUCGUGAAGCAGGGAACCACCCUGGACCGCCAACUCGGCCAGGCCUUCCGCAUCCCCGCCGCCUCCCUCGGCAGCUUCAUCACCAUCUCCAUGCUCCUCGCGGUGCCGUUCUACGACCGUUACUUCGUCCCCUUCAUGCGGCGCCGCACCGGCAACCCUCGCGGCAUCACCAUCCUACAGCGCCUCGGCGUCGGCUUCGGCUUCCAAGUCCUCGACGCCCUGGUCGCCUACGCCGUCGAGCUCCGCCGGAUGCACGUCAUCAGACAGCGCACCGUGGCCGGGCCGGGGGACACCGUUCCCAUGAGCAUCUUCUGGCUGCUGCCGCAGUACGUCCUGCUCGGCGUCGGCGACGUGUUCAACGCCAUCGGCCUGCUGGAGUUCUUCUACGACCAGUCGCCGGAGAGCAUGCAGAGCCUGGGGACGACGUUCUUCACCAGCAGCAUCGGCGUCGGCAACUUCCUCAACAGCCUCCUGGUGACGGUGGUGGACAGGGUGACGAGGGCGGGCGGAGGGAAGAGCUGGAUAGGGAACAACCUCAACGACUCGCACCUCGACUACUACUACGCUUUCCUGAUGGCCAUAUCGGCCAUCAACCUGGCCGUCUUCGUCUGGGCGUCGAGCGAGUACGAGUACAAGGAGGAGGCGUUGGAGGUUACAGAGGCGAAGAUGGUGUGUGUGCAGAUGGAGGGCAUGCUCGUGGAUGCGCCUCCAGCUUCGUCGGAGGGUCGAGUGAGACAGUGAGUGCAAUUAAGCAGCAGGAGUUGCUUUAUUAGUAUGCAAUUCCACAUCGCACUCAACACUUGUUGCUUGGCUUUUAAUCCUUUUGUAAUUUCUCCUAUUAUUGUGAUUUACACUGAUAACGCAAUUGAGUAUUUUCUUUAUAGCU